Molecule: messenger RNA, 3285 nt
Organism: Schizosaccharomyces osmophilus
Lineage: Eukaryota; Fungi; Ascomycota; Schizosaccharomycetes; Schizosaccharomycetales; Schizosaccharomycetaceae
Product: shuttle craft like transcriptional repressor/ubiquitin-protein ligase E3
Exons: 1
Coding region: 1-3285 (1094 amino acids)
Biological process (GO): negative regulation of transcription by RNA polymerase II
Cellular component (GO): nucleus
Molecular function (GO): RNA polymerase II transcription regulatory region sequence-specific DNA binding; DNA-binding transcription factor activity, RNA polymerase II-specific; zinc ion binding
Source: RefSeq, a predicted model, not a curated record
AUGGAAACAUCUAAGAAUUCCCCUGAAGCUCAUACUGUAAAGAAGGGUGGUCGAAAAUUUCCUAGAAAGAAUAGAAAUUCAUCGACUCAAUUGUCAUCUUCUAAACAAAAUGGUGUGAAUACCGAGCAUUCGAAAACCACUUCUGCUACCAUAGACGGUGAGCCUUCAGGUUCAAAGAGGGCGUCUUCAGCAGCCUCUCUAUCAGCCGAUGCCCCUAGUUUUGUUCCAGGCAUGGGCUUGUUAACGGAAUCUUCAUUUGGAAACCGUUCUAACGAAACAAACGAAAAACCCUCGAAUUCAGAAAAAGCGGAACCAAAUUCCAAAAAGAACAGGAAUAGAAACAGAAAAAGGCCUUCUUCAACAAAGAAGGUUGACGGCGUUUCUACUGAACAAUUUAAUGAUACUGCGUCUUCCAAAAGGAAUGGAAGAGAGCAUAACAGGAAACCGAGUAAUGCCAACGCUGAAAAGCAAAAUGAGACAAACAAGCCCAAAGAAGAACCAAAGGCUUCUAAAGGGAAAAAGAGAGAAGGAUCUAAAAAGCCAAAGGAGAGCAUUGAUCUUUCUAAGCUUGACAUGACUUCGAGAAUGAUUUUCGAGAUAAAAAAAAUGCUUUACGAAUGUAGUGUUUGUACUGACAUUGUGAAAACAAGCACCCCUGUUUGGACCUGUUCGACUUGUUUUCACGCUUUCCAUUUGAAAUGUACUAGAAAAUGGAUGAAAAAUUCUAUUGAGCAAAGGAACGAGCCGGUCUGGCGUUGUCCUUCUUGUCAAACUCCACAAAAAGAAACGUCUCUGCAGUACACUUGUUGGUGCGGUAAACAAGAUGAACCUGAGUCUGUUAAAGGGUUGACACCUCAUUCUUGUGGCGAGCCUUGUGGUAGGACUCGAGGUCAGGAUUGUGUACACCCAUGUCCAUUACUUUGCCAUCCUGGUCCUUGUCCACCUUGUACGGCUACUGUUGAACAGUUUUGCCUUUGUGGUAAGGAAAGCAAAAUAACUCGUUGCUCAGGAAAGUCCAGAGCUCCCCAAGAAUCUUUCAGAUGCGAAAAUAUAUGUGGUGAAGUUUUGCCAUGCAGUAAGCAUACCUGUAAACAACGUUGUCAUUCAGGUUUAUGUGGUGCAUGCUAUGAACCUAUUCGUGCAAGCUGCUAUUGUGGUGCUCAUUCAAAAACAUAUACAUGCUCUGUCUUACCAGAUCCCAUUUCAUGUGUAAGACUUGUGGAUGGCACAGUCGCCGAAUAUAAUGGUUAUUAUAGCUGCGGCAGUUUUUGUGAGCAGUACUUCGAUUGCGGAAUUCAUAGGUGCUCGAAGGUUUGUCAUCCUCGAUCAAAAACUCUUGAACAGUGUCCUUUAUCCCCGAGUAUCGUAGCAAAAUGCUUUUGUGGAAAAAAGAAUAUUUCCGACCUGCUGAAUGGCAGCGAGCGUAAUUCAUGCGAGGAUUCUAUUCCUACUUGUGGAAAUAUUUGUUUGAAACAACUGCCUUGCGGGCAUCAAUGUAAACAGAAUUGUCAUCCAGGUUCUUGUGGAUCUUGUCAAGAAGUUGUCACCGUUCCAUGCAGGUGCAAGUUCAAUUCCGUGCAGGUUUCUUGUGAGGAACUUCAAAAGGGAUAUAUACCAACGUGUGAACGACUUUGUAGCGUAUUACUUAGUUGUGGGCGACAUGAAUGUAACAAAAAGUGUUGUAGUGGUUAUCCUAAGGCACAAGCUCGUCUGGCUUUACGUCCAAAAGGUGCUUUGCUUCGUUAUCAUUUACUUUCUGAAGAAUUUGAAGAAGAACAUAUAUGCUUACGUCCUUGCAACAAGAAGUUGGGUUGUGGUAAUCAUUCCUGCAAUCAUAUGUGCCAUCGUGGCCCUUGUCCUCGAUGCUUGGAAGCUUCUUUUGAAGAACUUACUUGCACUUGUGGACGUACGAAAUUGUAUCCCCCCAUCCCUUGCGGUACACCUAUUCCUAGCUGUCCUUAUCUUUGUACCUUACCGAAAUCCUGUGGACAUCCUCAGGUAAAACACAAUUGCCAUCCACCUUCGGAGCCUUGUCCCUUUUGUCCGUAUCUUGUGAAAAAGAACUGUCUUUGUGGCAAACAUCUGAUGGAAAAUCAACCCUGCUCGAAGGAAAAUGUUCGCUGCGGAACGGUUUGUGGAAAGCUGUUAGGUUGCGGAAUUCACAAGUGUGAGAAAACAUGCCAUCGCGAGGGAGAAUGCGAAAGUGUUUGCAGAAAACCUUGUGGAAAGCGUAGAUUGUAUUGUGAGCAUACUUGUGAAUUACCUUGUCAUUCCGAAAUCCCAUGCGAUCAGAAAGUGUCAUGUAAAGCAAUGGUGGCUGCUGUGUGUUCAUGUGGAUUAAUUAAGACUCAGGUAUCUUGUGGUGCAAGUUUUGAAAAUCCUUCUCCUGAGCAUAAAAUAUCUUGUACAGUAGACUGCGCAAGAGAAGAGCGUAAACGUGUUUUAGCAGAUGCGUUGAAUAUUAACCCUGAUCGAAAAGGCAAAGAGGUUUCACAAUAUACGAAGAGUUUAUUGAUUUAUUAUCGAGAUAACAGAGAAUUUGGUCGGGAAAUUGAGACAGCUCUUUGUGAUCUAUGUGAAAGCGAAAAGCCCAGUGUUAGCUUUCCCCCAAUGCAACGUGAACAACGAUGGUUCAUUCAUACUUUAGCAAAGUUAUAUGGAGCAGAAAGCGAAUCAUUUGAUUCUGAACCUAAACGCAAUGUUGUUGUUUAUAAUAAAGGUAUGGUAAAGACCCCGGGCGUGUUUUUGAAGGAAGCCUUGGAUUAUUAUUCGCAGCAUCCAACGAUGUUAUUACAAAGCGACAGUGCUUUUAGUAAUGCGCCGUCUUCAAAUGCGAGCAAAACAGUUGGGGCGGGUCAGGAAGAAAUCUUUGAGUCAUCUUAUGAUUCGGAAUACAACGCUCUUUUUAUCACAGAUUUCCGAAAGGAAGGUGAAAUCUCUGAGGAAGAGAUAAGAAAUGCUUUGGCUGAUAUAGGUGAUUUUGAAAGCAUAACUUGGUCUAUUUUCCGUGUAGAAAAUGGUAUUGUUAUGAAGCCAUUGGGCAUUGAAGAUAUUGCUGGUAUAUCGUCGCGCUUAAUUGCAUUACGUGCAUUAGUAAAUCCGAGGAUGUUAACUGCAAAUAUUGCUGACCGUUGUGAUGUUUGUCAAGUGAAUGAGGAGAAUGUUGUUAGUAAAAUUCGUAUGCCACGAAUUCGUUCCAAGAAGAAAGCAUUUUUAAAAUUGGCCCCCUCACAAUCUUUGAGCGCAGUGAAUCCUUUUGAAACUUUGGAAAGAGACAUUAAUUAA